AGGUUAUUCCAAUCUGACCCCUACAAGGACGUCAUUAUUUUCAUGUUGAAUACUCAGACAAGAGUGCCAUGGAUGUAAAAGAAAGGAAACCGUAUCGAUCUCUGACUCGGCGCCGUGACACUGAGCGCCGCUACACCAGCUCUUCAGCCGAGAGUGAGGACAGCAAGGUACCCCAGAAGUCCUACAGCUCCAGUGAGACCCUGAAGGCUUAUGAUCAAGACUCCAGGUUGACCUACAGCAAUCGGGUCAAAGACAUGGUGCACCAGGAGGCCGAUGAAUUCUGCCGGACGGGAGCCAACUUCUCUUUGCGAGAGCUGGGUCUUGAAGAUGUGACACCCACACAUGGGACUUUGUACCGGACUGAUAUCGGACUGCCUCACUGUGGCUACUCCAUCAGCGCCGGCUCGGAUGCUGACACAGAGGCAGAUGUAGUCAUGUCACCCGAGCACCCUGUGAGGCUCUGGGGACGCAACACUAAGUCCGGACGCAGCUCCUGCUUGUCAAGCCGGGCCAACUCCAACCUCACCCUCACCGACACAGAGCAUGAGAAUACUGAAACCG
Antrostomus carolinensis (chuck-will's-widow) is the source of this 561-nucleotide messenger RNA. RefSeq names its product teneurin-4. Lineage: Eukaryota; Metazoa; Chordata; Aves; Caprimulgiformes; Caprimulgidae. The transcript is spliced from 2 exons. Gene Ontology annotation, biological process: signal transduction. The annotation marks the transcript as partial. The record is from RefSeq and is a predicted model, not a curated record. Gene Ontology annotation, cellular component: membrane.